Varroa destructor (honeybee mite) is the source of this 3861-nucleotide messenger RNA. RefSeq names its product transforming growth factor-beta-induced protein ig-h3-like. The record is from RefSeq and is a predicted model, not a curated record. NCBI's taxonomy places the organism in Eukaryota, Metazoa, Arthropoda, Arachnida, Mesostigmata, Varroidae.
UCGAAACAGAAUCACCCCUCUCUAAAACUACCUGUGUGAAAUAACGUAGAAUAUUUAGUAUUGGAAAUUGUUUGAGCAAUUAAGUGAGGAUGAGGAAGUUUGUAGUGUUGGCCACUGCUGCAGUGAUGAUUUUGUUGGGUCCGGCGCAAGCAGUCCGCCGAAAGUUGAUCAAACAAGCACAUUACGGUGACCAACAUCCAUUACAAUUCCUCUUCCAACAUCAUCAAAUAGUGGGGCCUAAUAUGUGCGCGGUCGAGUACGUACCAGAACUGAGUUGGACCUUCCAUACAGAUUCAGAACAGUGGCUUCGUCGGAAUGUUUGCGGCUUCAAGACACAAGUUCACUUUGAAUGUUGUGAGGGGUACACGACCGUCUACAGAUUGACGGGCUGCAGCGGUGUUCUCGCUUUGAGGGACAUCUUGAAAACGGCUCGCUCAAUGGGAGCAGGCCUUUUCGUUGACUAUUUUCUUCGGGCACCAACGGCUCGCGAGACACUCAUGAAAGCGGCCGCUGACGGAGCUGUAACUCUGUUUGUUCCUUCGGACGAAGCCAUUCGUACAAUGAGUACUGAAACGCGUCUUGUUUUCGAAAGUAAUCUUCACCGAAAUCUGCUGUACCACGCUCUACCUGGCAGAGUACACAUAAAGGACCUUCCAGAAGGAGAUACCACUCUGAGAUCAUUAGAUGGAUACCAAACACCGCUGCGGAUCUUGCGGUCUUCGAAUCAGGUGGACACGGUCAAUUGUCACUUAAUCACACGCAAAGAUCAUCGAGCCACGAACGGCGUGGUGCACGUUAUCGGCGCCGUACUUAAUCCGUUAGCCUCAAGUGACGCCACGUUGCUAAGUGUUCUCAGCGCCGACCAUCGGUUCAGCGAGCUAUACCAAUUAUUGUCGAAAGUGCCUGAAUUGGUCGAUCUCCUCCGCGAUCCGCGUGCCACUCUAAUGCUGAUGGCUCCUACAAAUGAGGCUUUCCAAGCUAUGGACCCUUCUAAGCUCAUCAGAAUUCAGCAUGAUUAUACCCUUGCCAAGCAAUUUCUCCAACUUCAUCUGGUGCUCCACCCAAUGUGUGCACCUGCCAUAAUCGAAAAACACCGAGUGCGCACUGUCGGCGGAACCAGGAUCACAAUUAGUUGCGACCGACAAGGUGUGUCGGUAAACGAUCAUCAGACACGCUUUCUUCAGGAUUAUCGUUUUGCCAACAACGGUUUCAUUUCCGUCGUAAGCAAGGUCAUCGUUCCAGAUCCGGUUCGAACCGUGUGGGAUUUGAUGGUUCGUCGCGAUCUUUCUCUAUUCACUGACGCUGUUCGCCGCCACGGUCUUGAACACUACUUCAGCGAUUCUACUAUAACUGUAUUUGCGCCCAACAACGAUGCUAUCCGGAGCUGGGCUCGGCAGCAUGGGGCAUAUUAUGACGAUCAACUGUACCAAUUGGCGCUACGUGAAUUCAUUUAUAAUCAUUUCGUCUAUGGUCAGAAGAUCACUACGGCCCAGUUUAUUGACGGAAAAGCUCUUUACUCAUUCAAGCGGUCCUCCACUAUCAGAAUGAAGGUCGCAAGAAAGUGGUACGGCGUAGAUCUCGCUAAACUCGUUGAAUCAGACAUAAGGGGCUCGAACGGAGUGCUCCAUAUUAUUGAUCGAGUACUCACGCCUCGACGCAUACAUUUUAGAGAUUGGAUCACUCGCGACGAGGCAGAUAAUACAAUUAAUCGGCAGUUCGUCAAGCUGAUCCGCCGUUCGCGUGGAGUCAUGGAAGAGCUCGAGAACCUUGGAUCGAGCAAUACUACAGCCAGCAGCGUCACCAUCUUUGCCCCAGAGGACGAAGCAUUUGAAAGUUGGAAUGUAAACGAAGUUCUCAACACGGCACAAAAAAUCGAGCAUUUUGUUCGAGGACACAUUGUUCAUGACGAGAUACCCCUCCAGACGAUGUCGCCUAACAUGACCUAUUUCUACUCAACUGAGAACCGCGACCCGCUCCAGGUGCGAAACGAAGACGGCGGCCAAACGACGUCUGUAAAUGGAGCGAGUGUUGUACACGCCGACACGCUCUUCAUCGAUGGAGUUCUGCACGGUAUAGAUAGAUUUCUCAUUGACGCCUCCGCAAUGCAAGUCGCUGGCCGUAAAGUCCACAGCGCCAAUAACGUUCGUAAACGCAAUCGAACCUAGACGAAUGCCAUGGCUCAGAACACCGAACAGGAAUACAAGAAGCUGCCAUAGCCCAUUUUAAAGCCUGUCAUUAUAAUUAGCAUCCGACGGAGGAAGGAAGUCUGUCAAGCACGCGUCAGAACGGCGUUUACUGCGUGGGAAAAUACAUUUGAAUUGCUCGAAAGAUAUUACAGUUUUUUGCUUAUUAUAUUUACGGGUUUGUUACCAGUUAGGUGUUACCUCUGCCGUAGUAUUUUUUUAAUAAAGCGGAGAUUUGUUUAGAGACGACGCUUUCUUAUCUACUCUCGAAAAACGCAUAUCUCCAUUAGCUAGUUUGGCUGCAUUGUUUAAGAUAUAGCAGACGCAUUUUUAUUUGUAAAGUGUUAAAAUUAAAGGACAAAUUCACAUUCGAUUCAUUAUACAAAAGCGUGAUUUAAAAAAUGGGUCUAUGUCAAUUCUCAUAUGCUGUUAGACGUAUGUCUUUGCAAAGGACGCAUUCAUUGUACUGUUAUUACAUGAUAAAUUGUCGUCUAGUCUCUAGACUUAGCUCAAGUAAGCAUGUUACAAUUUUUGUAAACAAAAAGAAUACUGACUGGAACGUACGUUGUUAUUUGUGUCAUUUCCUUCAUGUAACGUAAAGAAAAAAAAACAGCUAGUCAAUAUAGCCGUCAUUUUGAUUUGUUGAGAUGACGAAUUUCGAUGUUUAUUGGGCUUCAUUGGCUGGUUUGUGGCAUAUGUGGCAUAUAGCUGCACCAUGCCGUCAGGGACAAAAAGGCCAAAACUUUAGGUGGGUAGUGGCGCUGAAAGAGAACAAACAUAUAUAUACUGUGUAUCAUUUAUUGUAGCGUUACGAUUGCUGCCAUUACGCCUUGUGAUUAUUGUCGGAGCUGUGUACAUGCAUGUACACCCCCGUGCUUUAGAGACGUUGCACUUACCUUUCUAGAACGACAAAUAACUUUGUAUCUGAGAUAAUAUAUAUGCAAAGUGUGAUAUUUGACGAAUGAUCUAACAGUGAAUCAAAUAUACUUCUAGGAAUUCUGUGUACCAACGUUAUCGUUUGUUACUUCCCGGCUACAAAACACGUCAUUCAUGAGGCGGAACGUACAAUUUCACUUCUAAACUGUUGCCAAGGCCUUUUGUGAAAGAUCGAGUCGUUCCGUUAGUCGACCAGAUCAGAUUCCUGAAACUUCUGUCACAUAAAACAGGAUUUUACGUUAUGUCGUAAUCGACAAAUAGCCGUCUAGAUCGUGAUUCAAUUAGUACGCUACUUGGGCUUCCUCUUCGUCAAAUUUAAAAACACCUUUAUUAAGCGAAAAGCAUACCUUACAAUUUGUGCGGUAGAACUUCACCUGUCAUGUACUAUAUUUGAUAUGGCGAUAUAUUAUAUUUAUCGAUUAAUUGCAGGCCUUUAGUUUUCGUAUCAUUUUAGCAGUUUUCAAAAUCGCGGUACAAGGACACGAGAAAAACUCUCGCUGUGCGGUUACUUAUUCAGAGUCCUAGGGCGGAAAGAAAAUAUACUGCACUUUUUUUUUAAAGCGCGAUAAAAUCAUAAAAAAGUGAAUCAGAAGUCUGUGAAUAGACGAUCAACCGUUCUUGCCACGAAGCUGAAAUUCCGACACACGUUCUCAAUAAUUAGAUUCGUUAUUAAAAAGGUUUUACACUCUGAAUUGCCAGCAACCGUUCUAUAGGGUAAUCGUCGCCUAUGUGUAUGAAUAGU